This is a messenger RNA of Eleginops maclovinus (Patagonian blennie), 1934 nucleotides long. Its product is annotated as galactosylceramide sulfotransferase-like. Gene Ontology annotation, biological process: galactosylceramide biosynthetic process; myelination. The coding region runs from base 59 to 1339 and encodes 426 amino acids. The record is from RefSeq and is a predicted model, not a curated record. Gene Ontology annotation, cellular component: membrane. Gene Ontology annotation, molecular function: galactosylceramide sulfotransferase activity. The transcript is spliced from 3 exons. NCBI's taxonomy places the organism in Eukaryota, Metazoa, Chordata, Actinopteri, Perciformes, Eleginopidae.
UAGGAAGGAAAGAAGAGAGUCCAGGGACUGACGUGCCACAUAAAUAUCUCUGGUCACCAUGCUACAAAAACAAGAGAGGCAGCGGUGGCAGUUCUGGGUCAAACGUGUCACUGUGGGUUGCCUCCUCAUCAGUGUCCCUCUGUUCUACGCUCUUUCAACAAUACAGAUCAACUUCGACACUACAGAGCUCCCAGUGCCUCUCUCCUGUGCUCCACGACCAGGCCAGAGCAGCAGCAGCAGCAGGCAGUACACAAACAGCUCACAGAAAGACAAUAACGUCUGUGCUCCUAAAGUAGAUAUCAUGUUUAUGAAGACCCAUAAAACCGCCAGCAGCACCUUCAUCAACAUCUUGUUACGCUUUGGAGAGAAGCUCAAUCUCAAAUUUGCCUUCCCAAAGAGCCGAAACGAUUUCUUCUACCCAUCAUCUUUUCAGCGCACGUAUGUUGAUGCCUACAAAUCUGGAACGUGUUUUAACAUCAUGUGUAACCAUAUGCGAUUCAAUGCACCCGAGGUGGCAAAAGUGCUGCCUCGUGACACUUUCUACAUAACGAUCCUGAGAGAUCCUGCAGAGCUCUUUGAGUCCUCCUUUCAUUACUUUGGUCACGUUGUUCCUCUGACCUGGUGGAUAACAGGGGAGGAUAAGAUGGCCGAGUUCCUGCGUGAUCCUAAACAUUACUUCAGCCCGGAUGGAUUUAAUUCCUUCUACCUGAAGAACCUGCUGUUCUUUGACCUUGGGCAGGACAACACGCUGGAUGCAGAUGACCCACAUGUAGAGAAGAGAAUAAGGGUCAUCGCUGAACGUUUUGACUUAGUCAUGCUGAUGGAGCACUUUGAGGAAUCCCUCAUCCUGUUCAAAGAUUCUGUCUGUUGGCAGAUGGACGACAUACUCUUCUUCAAGCUCAACUCCCGUAUGAAAUCCACCAUACCUAAACUAACUCCUGAGCUCAGGGCAAAGGCCCUGCAGUGGAACAGCAUAGACUGGAAGCUAUAUAAACAUUUUAACCUGACCUUUUGGAAGAAGGUUGAGGCUUAUGGUAGAAAGCAUAUGGAAGACGACGUUGCAGAGCUCAGGAGGAGGAAUGCAGAACUGGUGAAGCUCUGCAUUGAAGGAGGCCACUCUGUGGAGGCUGCAAGUAUUCAUGAUGCUGCCAUGCAGCCGUGGCAGCCCAUCGGAGAGAAGUCUAUUGAAGGAUACAAUUUGAACAAAAAUGUAAAUAAAGCCAAUGAGGAGAUGUGCCGAAAGAUGUUAAUCCCGGAAUUGCAAUAUCUUACAGACUUGGGGGUAAACCUAUGGCUCACUAAGCUGUGGGGACGUGUAAGGAAAAUCAUAAACUGGUGAUGAGAUUCAAGACAGAUACCGAUAGAGCGGAUUUCCCUUCUUUUUUUUUUUUUCUUUUUUUUACUUUUUUUACACUACCAGAACUAACUUUAUACAUAAGAAUUCGAAUUUCAUCCUUUGCUGUUCAAUUUGUCUAUGGUUUCACAUCUAGAUGAAUGUACUUUUGUAAUGUUAUCAUCAAAUUAUUUACACUGCUUAAUUAAACAAGACUUACAGAAUUUCAAUUACAAGUAUAUACAGUAUCUGCUUUAUUAGACCAACAACACACAAAGGGACAUUUGAAAAUGACUAUGAAAAAACUAUAUUGUUUGGUGUACCCCUCAAAUUUUAUAAACUUUAUUUACUGAGUAAAUUAUUUGUGAGAUUUGAACGUAUUUAAAAUAUUCACAAGCCCCAUGGCUCACUAUACAGAAGAUGAACAUUUGUUCUGUGUACGACAUAAAUAUACAUUUAUAAAUAUAUAUUUAUGUCAUACAAUAAAUAUAUCAGAUGUGUGUUCAUAUAUGAAUAUGUUCUUAACUUUCUCACUACCAUUAUUGUUUAUCAACUUGAACACUUUCAAUAUAUACAUUUCUGUGUGUGUGUGUGUGUGUGU